GGGAGGGGGCACUGGAAAGGUCAGGUCCCACCCAGUAAACUCUGGGUUUGGUUAAUAUAUACACUUUCUUCCUUCGUCUUCAACCCAUUGAUUUUGUGGUCAAAGAACAACCAAUUUCAUUGUCCAAAUUCUGCACUUUGUUUUCUUCGUUGUGAAUGCGAAUUCGGGUCUUCUUUGGUUUCUGCAAUUUUCCCCAAGAUUCCUUCGAGGGCUCGAUUUUUCCUCCCUCCCAAACAUAAAUUUUGAAUCUUGUGCCUUUUCCCGUUCAUCUAGGUCAGGGUACAGAAUUGGGUUUUGAUUGGUUUCAGACGGCCAUGGCUGCUUGUUCAUCGCUGAGAACUGGGGGUGGAGUCGGUGUUCAUGUUUAUGGGGUUUUCCCGAGAACCAAACACGGGUUUUCUGGGUUUUGUCCAAUUUCUCAGGAAAACAAAUCAAAAUCGAAACUUUUUCCGGUUUUGAACCUCGAGUUGAAGGAAGUCUCCGUCGAUUCAACAGAUUUCACCAACCAAGCCCGAAACGUGUUCCCGUCCCCUGCGAAAACAUCAUCAACGGUCGGUCUGAGCAGAGGCAUGAGGUGGUGGGAAAGGACAUCAACACAAAACAUGUUAGAGAUCCGCUCCGCCCAGCAUCUUGUUGAUUCCUUGAUGAAUGCUGGAGAUCGAUUGGUUGUUGUUGAUUUCUACUCGCCUGGUUGUGGUGGCUGCAAAUCUCUUCACCCCAAGAUCUAUCAGUUGGCUGAAUCAAACCCGGGUGUGCUGUUUCUGAAAGUGAACCAAGAAGAGCUCCGAGCAAUGUGUCACGGCCUCAACGUUCAUGUGCUUCCAUUCUUUAGGUUCUACCGAGGAGUCGAUGGCAAACUCUGCAGCUUCAGCUGCACCAUAGCCACCAUCAACAAGUUCAAGAACGCGCUCGCCAAGCAUGGGAGCGAAAGAUGCAGCCUCGGGCCGGCAAAGGGUCUGGAGGAGAAGGAGAUCUUAGCCUUGGCAUCCGCAGGCGAGCUGCCGACGAGUCCGGAGCAGCUGCAGCCGUCCGAGAAGGAGAUAACAGUGCAAGAUUUCUCGGCUCAAUCUGGGAGUUUCUCUGGUUUAUUCAGGGAAGCAGAGGAGCAGCAGCAAAAGGUGACUCUUUAGGGUUCAUUCGUCCUGAGAAUUGGUAAAUGUAAUUAUUUGGGUUCUCCUUUGGUAUUGGGGGGGUGAUCUCUUUUUUGUUCCUUCCCCAUCAUUGCCUUGCCAGAUCUCCUAUUGAAUCCCCGCAUUGGAUGAUCAUGUAUCUGAAAUUAGAGUGAUGAUGUCAUUACUCACAUUCAAGAAUAUAUAGUAAUCAAGAUUGUUGCUUCAACUUUGUAUCAGAAAACAUUGGAUAAGGGAUAUUGAAAUGAAA
Messenger RNA from Tarenaya hassleriana, 1380 nucleotides. Its product is annotated as thioredoxin-like 1-2, chloroplastic. NCBI's taxonomy places the organism in Eukaryota, Viridiplantae, Streptophyta, Magnoliopsida, Brassicales, Cleomaceae. The record is from RefSeq and is a predicted model, not a curated record. The coding region runs from base 315 to 1130 and encodes 271 amino acids. Gene Ontology annotation, biological process: cell redox homeostasis. The transcript is spliced from 4 exons.